UUUACCCCAGGGUCUUCAAAUGGUGCUUUAUUUCCCCUUUUCAGCCGCCCUGUGCGUGACACUCACUUCGGCCUGUUCGCUUCCCGCUACCAGAGACUGGCUCCACUGAAAACAGCUCGCCUCGCAGGGUUUUACCUCAGCUCAGGCAUACCGAGGUCUGGACUCACAGGCGAGGAGAGGAGAAACUUGCUGUAGCCUACUACUCUUUGUGUUUAAAACUCCGGGGAAAGUCCAGGAAGAAGCCAAAUGGUGUCGUGUUGUAUGUUUGGGGGUUUUACUUGACGAGUCAGCGUCAUGACUUCUGGCUAUGCGCAUGUAAUGGACAGACAAGACUCACUGACUAGCCGCCUGGAGAGCCCGAUAUCAGCCAACCUGGAAACACUGCAGGCCAAGAAGAACUUCUCCGUCAGUCACCUGUUGGAUCUGGAGGAGGCGCGGGAGAUGGUGGGGGCUCAGGCCGGCGAGGGCGCUGAGGAGGCGGGAAGGAGUAUGAUGGAGUCCCCGGGGCUGACCAGCGGCAGUGAUACGACGCAGCAGGAGAAUGAGUAUGUGACUUCUGAGGAGAAGAAGAAGAGGAAGCCUCGUCGUAACCGAACAACCUUCAACAGCAGUCAGUUGCAGGCGCUAGAGAGAGUGUUUGAGAAGACACACUACCCUGAUGCCUUCGUACGGGAGGACCUGGCACGCAGGGUUAACCUCAUUGAGACACGGGUACAGGUGUGGUUUCAGAACAGGAGGGCUAAGUUCCGUCGUAACGAGCGUGCCAUGCUGGCCAGUAAAAAUGCCUCCAUGAUAAAGGCCUACUCUCGUGACCUAGCGGCGGUGGAGCAGCCAAUCGUACCUCGCCCCGCCCCUCGACCCAAUGACUACCUGUCCUGGGGCUCCUCCUCACCCUACAGUUCCAUGGUAGCAUACCCCCCCACCUGUUCCCCCCCCACCUCAGCCCAGGGGAUGAACAUGGCUAACAGCAUCGCUAACCUCCGGCUCAAAGCCAAGGAGUACAGCCUCAACCAGGUGCCUACUGUCAACUGAUGAAGAGGAGGAGUACAGCCUCAACCAGGUGCCUACUGUCAACUGAUGAAGAGGAGGAGUAAGAUCAAAUCUUCUUCCAAAGUCUAGAGAGGUCUACAGAGCAAUCACGUUGACCCAAAGGAUGACACAACAACCAGUUGAAACUGCAGUCUUUGUUUUUGACGGCACAUCAUCAUUUAAAUGAAUGUAUUAAGUGUGUUUUUAUGUGCGUGAUCGUCGACAGAAAACUGGUCCUAAACACGAGAGAGCCUAUCCUGUCUAGCUACGUCGCCACGGUGACCAACCAUUGAGACUGAAUGUGAUGCAUUAAACCAGAGGGUAACUGACCGUAUUCAACAUUGUUACAGAGAGUUUUAGUUACCAACUUCCUCUCCUGACUCUGGCACCAACAGAAUAUCCGCCGCCUUUGCCUUAGAAUUUCAAACAUUUGGAGACUUUUGGGAGACUUGUUGAUAUUGAUAUCUACAUGUUUUGGGCUGGUUUGAAAACUUUUUGAACGUUUUUGUAGAAUUCUAGAGAACUCUGGACUGGUGAUGAAUUCUAGAGAACUCUGGACUCGUGAUGAAUUCUAGAGAACUCUGGACUCGUGAUGAAUUCUAGAGAACUCUGGACUGGUGAUGAAUUCUAGAGAACUCUGGACUCGUGAUGAAUUCUAACCCAAAACAAAGACAAAAAAAACUGUCAGACAAACUUUUCCCAGCAGUGGCCCGAGGAGCCACGCCUUCUCUCCUGGAGUUAUGAUAGUACUAUAUGGGACUUGGAAGGGGGAAGGAAAAGCCUGAACUUCACCUGUUAGCGCUGUUGGUAUUAUUUACGUUUGUUAAUGUCAUCAUGUGCCUCACAGCUCAAGUUGAUUUGACAUGCUUUGAUCGACCCCAUUAGUAUUUUGAAUUGAAUGAGGCCUAAUAGCUUUAAUCGUAUCUGUUUUAUAUCCUGAUAUAUCUUUAUUAGUAGCGAUCCUCUGCAAUAAAAGACAUGCUGUCAUUCACAGAAUACUUCACCGUACUGACACAGCAACGUUCUAGGAACGCUUCACAACGUUCUAGGAACGCUUCACAACGUUCUAGGAACGCUUCACAACGUUCUAGGAACGCUUCAUAAUGUUCUAGGAACGCUUCACAACGUUCUAGGAACGCUUCACAACGUUCUAGGAACGCUUCACAACGUUCUAGGAACGCUUCACAACGUUCUAGGAACGCUUCACAACGUUCUAGGAAUGCUUCAUAAUGUUCUUUUGACUUUUCCCAUGUUUAAAGAAGUAAACAAAUUCAACCUGCAGUCUCAGUAGCUAAAUGUUAAUGGAGGGAAAUCUGUCUAUAACGGGUCUGUGCUGAUUGGGUGUUUGGUAGAGAGUUCUAUGGGAAAUCUGUCUAUAACGGGUCUGUGCUGAUUGGGUGUUUGGUAGAGAGUUCUAUGGGAAAUCUGUCUAUAACGGGUCUGUGCUGAUUGGGUGUUUGGUAGAGAGUUCUAUGGGAAAUCUGUCUAUAACGGGUCUGUGCUGAUUGGGUGUUUGGUAGAGAGUUCUAUGGGAAAUCUGUCUAUAACGGGUCUGUGCUGAUUGGGUGUUUGGUAGAGAGUUCUAUGGGAAAUCUGUCUAUAACGGGUCUGUGUUGAUUGUGUGUUUGGUAGAGAGUUCUAUGGGAAAUCUGUCUAUAACGGGUCUGUGUUGAUUGUGUGUUUGGUAGAGAGUUCUAUGGGAAAUCUGUCUAUAACGGGUCUGUGUUGAUUGUGUGUUUGGUAGAGAGUUCUAUGGGAAAUCUGUCUAUAACGGGUCUGUGUUGAUUGUGUGUUUGGUAGAGAGUUCUAUGGGAAAUCUGUCUAUAACGGGUCUGUGUUGAUUGUGUGUUUGGUAGAGAGUUCUAUGGGAAAUCUGUCUAUAACGGGUCUGUGUUGAUUGUGUGUUUGGUAGAGAGUUCUAUGGGAAAUCUGUCUAUAACGGGUUUGUGUUGAUUGUGUGUUUGGUAGAGAGUUCUAUGAUAAUCAUAUACACUGAGUGUACAAAACAUUAGGAACACCUAAUAUUGAGUUUGUGCGCUACAAACUAAUAUGACCCAACUAUGGAGACCCUCAUCUCCGUUUUGCUUUACGAACCCCCACAAGUGUCACGGGACUCAUCUGAACA
Messenger RNA from Coregonus clupeaformis (lake whitefish), 3154 nucleotides. RefSeq names its product paired mesoderm homeobox protein 1-like. Gene Ontology annotation, molecular function: DNA binding; DNA-binding transcription factor activity, RNA polymerase II-specific. Gene Ontology annotation, biological process: regulation of DNA-templated transcription. Bases 295 to 1032 code for a protein of 245 amino acids. The record is from RefSeq and is a predicted model, not a curated record. The transcript is spliced from 5 exons. Lineage: Eukaryota; Metazoa; Chordata; Actinopteri; Salmoniformes; Salmonidae.